Messenger RNA from Cladocopium goreaui, 2580 nucleotides. The record is from the annotation of a GenBank genome assembly. NCBI's taxonomy places the organism in Eukaryota, Dinophyceae, Suessiales, Symbiodiniaceae.
AUGUUGGUUUUGCCAAUCUUGGGCAAGCAAGCCUGCCGAUGGAGCACGCGCGCACUUGGUCAGAUGCUCAGUCACAUCUUGGAUCAGAAACUUGCAGGUGCACGUGCUGCCUCCAGCAGCCCCUUGGGCUUCGUGGGGCUGGGGAAGAUUGGCAGCGGAAUGGUCACCAACCUCACCAAGGCCGGUGAGUCCUUGCUGGUCUUUGACCGCGACCAGGCUGCAGUGAAAGGCGCUGAAGCCUUGGGGGCCAAAGGUGGCAAGAGCACUGCUGAGGUUGGUCAGAGCUGCUCUGUGGUCUUCUCGGCUCUACCUGAUGACAGCAUCUUGCGUGCAGUGACGAAUGAGUUGCUACCAGCACUCCAAAGCCAAGGAGGAGGUGCCAUCCAUGUGUCCUGCUCCACGGUCUCUCCCAACAUCUCCCGAGAACUGGCUGAGGAGCACUCCAAACGACAAGUCGGCUUCGUGUCUGCUCCUGUCUUUGCCCGACCUGAUGGGAUGAGACGAGGAGAAGCCACAUUCCCUGUUUCAGGACCUGAAUGGGCUAAGGAGCGGGUGGUGCCGUUGCUGGAGAAGACUGCGUUGGGAGUGCACGAUUUCGGCGAAGAUGCCGGUGCUGCCAACGUGGUGAAACUUGGAGGAAAUUUCCUGAUUGCUGCAGCAAUCCAGUCGCUUUCAGAGGCGUCUGCUUUGGCGGAAAGCUACGACGUCGAUCGCGAAAAGUUCGUGAGUUUGAUGUCCUCCACGAUCUUUGAUUGUUUGAUCUACCGUGGCUAUGGGCAGCGCGUGGCUGCCAGGGAUCAUCAUCCUUACCCCGAUGCACACUUUGCUCUUGACCUUGGCAGCAAGGACGUUGCCCUGGUGCACAGCGCGGCUGCACAGGCUCGAUGUCCCAUGCCCCUGGCCUCCCUGUUGCGUGACCGAUUCGUUGCCUCCCAGAACGCUGGCAGAGGCAAGUUAGACUGGUCUGCCGUGUCGCUGAAGACUUCAGAAGAUGCUGGCAGCAAGCAGGCACUGGAGCGACUUCAACGGGACGAUCCAGGCACCUUUGAGAGCGGCCUGGCUCUGGCCUUGGCCUUACGGAUCACCGGAGACGAGAGAGAAAUGGAGGUCUUCCGAAAGAGCUCCAAGCUGGUUCCACCACCAGGAGCUCAGUGGCUCCGGGAAGAGAUCGGGCCCGCCUUAUUGGAGGUGCGCCGAUCUACGGCAGAUGCUGUCGCCACUGCAGCCUUGAGCCAGUUCCAAAGUGGCCGUGCCUGGCCCGAGCUCACGAGCCAAUUGGCUCGGAUGUGCACUGGAGCUCGAAGCGAGAUGCUGACUGCUUUAGAAUUUCUUGAAGUGCUUCGAGACGAAGCAGAAAGCAGAGAUGAGCGAGCAACUGCCAUGAUGUGGGUCUAUGCUCAACUUGCCGCCUUGCAGGAAGACACAGGCGCCUUGCACAAGCUGUUGGCCUGUGGACUGAUGGACACCGACGUGCAGGAGUCCAUGGUGGAUGCUGCUGCGCGGGUCUAUUGUUUUUGUGCAGCUGGAUCUGAGGUGCCGGAGGAGCUCCAACUUUCAGUUCGCGCCUUGGCGCCCUACUUGGCGCAGGCAGUGGUGAGACAGCCUCGGGAGGCGUGCUUGCAAGCCAUCGCCUUGUCAGCCAGCGGCGACCCCACAGCUUGGUUGCAGCCGAAGGAUGGCAAUCUGCCGGCAAUCCUGGCCAAAGCAGCCAUGGAGAGCACGGCGGAAGUGGCUGUGCGGCAAGCUGCAUUGAAAGCCAUGCUGCAGCUGUUAUUGGCGCUUGACUCGUCAGCAGCGGUGGAUCAUCUCUGUGAUGAAGAGGUCGUCGAGCUUCAGACCCACCUGGUGGCUUCCAUUGGAUCCAUUUUGGCCGAAAUGCCCAAAGACGAGGCCACAGAUCGCUGGGCUGAAGUGGUUGAUGGGGAGGAGCAGGCUCCACUGGAGGAGGAUUCAGAAGUUCUGCUGGAGGAUUGCCUGGACCAGGCGAGCUACCUCAUUGCCAGAGGCGAUGAGGGCCGGUGUGCUCUGCGCGUGGCGGCUGAGCAGCUGCUGCAAACAGAGGCUUGGCAGGCGAAGCAUGGAGGACUUCUGCUGUUGUUACGUGUCGGCCUGGAGGGCGAGGCAAUCGAUGAAGACGCAGUUCAUGCAGUGUCAGGGGUUGCUUUGUCCUGCUUUGCGCAUCCACAUCCCAGAGUGCGUUGGGCAGCUUUGGAGGUCUGGGCACGCUUGCUGCAGCAGAUGGCUGCUCCCUUGGAUAUUUUUGAUCAGGGGAUAGAUGCUUUGCUCCAUACUGCAGUGGAUGCCUACACCCGAGUGCGCCAGCGAGGUCUCUUAGUACUCCUGCAGCUCUCACGGGCCAAUGCUCCGAUGGUGCGAAAAUACCCCGAUGCAAUCACAAGGCUUUUGCUUCAUUUGGCGCAGUCCAAUGACCCCGAUGCGCAGCAGGCAGGUGCUGAGAUUGCCGAACUCCUGAAGCUGAGUUCAGGACCUUUGCAAGGUACGUUCUCAUCUCAGACUGUGAACCAGGUCUCCCAACACGGCGAGGCUAUUGAAUGGCCUUUAGAUUGGAAACAAAAUUAG